UUAAUUUGCUGCCAAAUAUAUUCCCUUGUUUUUCUAUAUAUUAGACCUCCAAACUCACAAAACAAAGAAUGCUCCUUUCAUAACCAAAAUAUGAUUAUAAACAACCAAAAUCUCUAAUUUUCUCUAAAUGAAGGAAUUUGGGUAUAAAGAGCUUGAAAAAGCCACAGAAAAUUUCUCACAAUCAAGACUCAUUGGUAAAGGAAGUCAUGGAUGUGUAUACAAAGGCAUAUUAGAUGAAGGUAAGAAUAUCAUAGCCAUAAAGAAACAAUCAUUGGGUCUUCAAAAAAUUCAAGACAACUCCAAACUCGAAAACGAAGUAAGUAUUUUAUCGUCUUUGCCUGAAAACUCUUUCAUCGUUAACUUUCUUGGAACGAGUCAUCAUUAUCAUGACGAUGACGACUCGUGCAAGAAUGAAACUUUUCUCAUCAUGGAAUACUUGCCAAAUGGCACCCUUUAUCAAAUGCUUCAUGCAAAAAAUAAUAUCCUUCCUAAUUGGCCCAAACGUGCUCAAAUAGCCAUUCAAGUUGCUAAAGCAAUCCAAUUUCUUCACCAAACUAAGCCUAAUUCAAUUGUUCAUAGAGAUAUAAAGUCAGCCAAUAUUUUGUUUGAUUCAAAUUGGAAUGCUAAGUUGGCUGAUCUUGGACUUGCUUUAAGGAUGAAAAAUGAUCAUCAGGACGAGUCACCGAGUCAUAGUUCUAACUCGGUGACUCGUCCUGCUGGUACGAUCGGAUAUCUAGAUCCUGAUUACACAAAACCAAGCAAAUUAAGCACGAAAAACGACGUGUUUAGUUUCGGGGUCCUACUAUUUGAAAUUAUGUCUUCAAGAAAGGCGAUCGAUGUAUCGAAAUCGCCUGUUUCUAUAGUUGAUUGGGCAACAAAAUUAAUUAAAGAGGGACAAAGUUUGGAAAUUUGUGACAAAAGAAUGCAUGUACCAUGGUACAUGGAGGCCACGAUAAAGAACAUGUUAAGCAUAGCCACACGUUGUGUCUCUCCAAAGAAAAUAACAAGACCAACAAUUGAAGAAAUUGUGAUGGAAAUGGAGAAUGUGAUAAUUGAGCCAAUUAAGUAUCCUUUAUGGAAUAUAUUACGAGGCCUAACACUUUUGAGAAGGAAAAGAAAAAGAUGUAGAAAAAAUUGUUGUAUUAUUACUACAAAUAAUGUUACCAAGACAUGUGCGCAACAUGAAAGGAAGUUAUUGAUUAGGGAAAUAUUGGCAGAUAAAGUCACGGAGUAGAUGCAGAGGCGAAUUCAGAAU
Solanum verrucosum is the source of this 1255-nucleotide messenger RNA. Its product is annotated as serine/threonine-protein kinase-like protein At5g23170. The record is from RefSeq and is a predicted model, not a curated record. Gene Ontology annotation, cellular component: plasma membrane. Gene Ontology annotation, biological process: protein phosphorylation. Gene Ontology annotation, molecular function: protein kinase activity; ATP binding. NCBI's taxonomy places the organism in Eukaryota, Viridiplantae, Streptophyta, Magnoliopsida, Solanales, Solanaceae. The coding region runs from base 128 to 1234 and encodes 368 amino acids. The transcript has a single exon.